Molecule: messenger RNA, 2505 nt
Organism: Capronia epimyces CBS 606.96
Lineage: Eukaryota; Fungi; Ascomycota; Eurotiomycetes; Chaetothyriales; Herpotrichiellaceae
Exons: 1
Coding region: 1-2505 (834 amino acids)
Molecular function (GO): protein binding
Source: RefSeq, a predicted model, not a curated record
AUGUCUUCCAACACGGCGGGCCCGUUGGCUGCAUUGACCAGUGCUGGCGGAAGCCGGCGUCUCAACCCCCGAGUAGGAGAUCUUACGCUCGCCCAGUCUCCAGUCCCAGUGAAUAACAGGCAUCCUCUGCUCAACUUGGAAAAAGAUGUUGAUGAUCCCACUGCAAACGCCGCUGUUUCCUCCUGCGAUGGCCCUUCCGCCAACACUUCUGCCGCGCUCGCUCGGCUAUUCAUCACUAGCGAUGGGGCAACUCCGGCCAUAUCUCGAGGCCCCUCUCAGAUCCGUUCCAUGUCUAGUAUUGGCAGAAGAUUGGGUGACACAAGCUCAUUGACAGGCCACCUUAUCCACAAUGGCUUUGAAGCAGGCCGCCAUUCGGAUAUCACAGUGCACGCGUUCGGCCAAAGCUACAGGCUUCACAAACUACUCCUCGACCGGGUACCGUUCUUUUCCUCGGCAUUCUCAGGGUCUUGGUCGGAAAGCAUGGCGAAAGAGAUGACAGUGGUACCUGAAGAGAUUGAUUCCAACAUCACCAAGAAGGCCUUCGAGCUGGCGUUGAAGAGGAUCUAUGGUACCCAGUGUUCGGUGCAGGAGGAAGAAGAAGCCGUCGGCUUAUUCGCCACAGGUUGUUGGCUAGACAUGCCUGACUUGGUAGAUUUCUGCGUUGAAGCAAUACUGCGCCAAAUGCAGCCUGCUACACUCCACAGCUUCAUCAAGCUGGUGACUAACAAUUAUUACGGCAAGGCUGGGGACCGUAUUCUGUCUUCCGCGAAAGCCAUGCUUUGUCGGGAAGGCUGGGAAAUGCCAUAUGAAUAUUGGGACGAAAUCCCUGCUGAACUGAUUCGCGAGAUCGUUGGAGGUGACCCCUUCUUCAUCCCUGGUGAAUGGGAUCGUUGGUAUCUGGCCUUAAAGCUGUUGAAUCGACGGUUGAGAGCCAAAGCCGUCGAGGCUGGGCUAGUCUCCCCUGGUGGGCGAUAUCUCCAUCCAAAACCAAGCAGUCUUCAGUUCUUCGCUGUCAGGUUCGACGCGCCCUAUAGAAUCGCGACACAACAUCGAUACGUGUCAGAACGGGAUGAGGCCUGGAUCGCCUUGUACACAUCCCCGGAGAUUGCGCCGCUCUUGGUGUUGCUCGACGAAGGCAUUCACUAUGUCCACCUUCGCUUUGAGCAGUUGCAACAGAUUCGAUCGCAAAGGGACAUCCUCGGCGUUCCAGUCCUUCCAGAAAAGGUCAUUUCUGAUGCAUUAUGGAUGUCGCUAGAGCUUCGACAGAAAGUGCUCAAUGCAGGAGAGGGCGAUAUCGAGCUUGGAUUGAGUGAAUCGGCCGAAGAUUAUGAGGAGGCUGACCUUCAGACCGAGAGAACAGCAACGUCCAGCAAGGGCAAGCUACGGGAGCAGGACUAUAGAAGCCCAACCGAGGCUACACUUGACAUGGAGUCAGGAUCGUGGGAUGGCAAUGGUAGGGCCCGAAAGUUCUGGAUUCCAGAACAUGAUGUUUCGUCUGUGAUGGGCGGCACGCGAGAAGCAUCUGCAGCCGCAAAUGCAACCAUUGGAGCCGACUGGAGCACGCACGCAGCCAGGUUAUCGGCAAUUCUCGAGCCCACUGACGUCGCAUGGGCUCUCGAUUUUGCCACAGGGAAUGUUGUCGAAAGUGGCCGUCCUCCCUCUCGGAGCUAUUCUCCCACUACUCGACCACGGUACAGUUAUUAUCCUCCCUUCAGGUUCUCUGCCGAAUUCCCCAAUCCCCGGACUCUCAAGGAUAGAAAGAGGGUCUACUCGCAGACUGUAUGGUACGCCGGCAGUAUGUGGAACCUGUAUAUUCAGCGAGUCAACACUUCGAAAGUCCAGCAACUAGGCAUAUAUCUGCACCGGGCCAAAGACAAGGACCCACACGACGACCCGCUUGCACAAUUCAUUCCUACUGCUGUGGAUGAUCGUAUCGGGCAGCUGGAGCGUGAGAUGCUGCUUCGAAAGAGCGGACGUCGGACCCAGAAUUGGCGGUCAAACGAGGCCGCGCGAGGGCCAGAAGGCGCACACGAGGACGAGCCUGCUGCCCCCUCCAACGACCUCGACUUUGCCAAUGUUAAUUCCACCCAAGACGGAAGUGCUUCGACAACACGUCGAGCGCGCGGGUCGGCGCAAUCAGGAAAGACCUCACAGACCGCUGGCACGGUGCCGAGCGAGUUCUGUCCUCUCGGCUCUCAGACACUAGAUUCGGACGACGACGACGAGGAACUGGUGCGGAGGCACAAAAAGUACAAUGUUUCCGCCAUUCCGCCUUAUAUGGACUCGCGGCCAACGAUCAAGACGUACUUCAAAAUCUACUCGCCGAGCCGGGCAGGGCGGCUCCUGAGCAUAUACGAGAGUGCGCCCGACAAAUUCGACGUGAGUAAGAGCUGGGGCUGGAAGAGCGGCCAGAUGCAACUUGACGAUGGUCUUGGGGAAUGCGAUGCCAGCAAGGCGAGCAAGGAGGGUAGACUAAGGUACAUGGUGGUGAUUGGGAACAUAUGA